AUGGUGACGCGGUGGAGGUGUUUGGUAGUUGCUGCCAUAGGCGUUACAGCCGGAGGGCUACCCCUGUUCGGCUCUGGCGUUGAGGCCUCCGCUGCAGGCCCGGACCAGGAUGAUCUGUCCGUGCGCAACUACGCGCAGCGCUUAGCUGUAACGGCCGAUGAUGCAAAGCUGGAUCAGUGGCAGAAGGAAGUGGAUGAAGGCAUUGCAAAGUAUCGGGAGGAACUGAAAAGUGGAUAUCCAGCCAAGCCAACACGCGAGUCUCUACACCCCAAAUCGCGCUUUUCUCUGGCGGAGGCCCCUGGUGAUGUGUUCCGCUUUACCAAACAGCCCUCUCCACGCAUUUAUGACUUCGAAUCGGUCGGCAAUGAACACAUCAAGAGGAUGGUGGAAGCUGAUGUGUUCUUAAGAGAGGUUAAGGUCUUGGAGGAUCCUCUUCGGGACGCGAAGGCGAUAGUGGAGAAGGUGGAGCAGAUGGUUGAGGUUUUGAAGGCCUUGGGGCCAAGGCUGCGGGAGGAGGUGGACGCGAUUGAGGCCAAGUCCACGCAUACAUUGGAGUUGCUGAAGAGAGGCCUGUCUGCAGAAAAGCUCAAGUCUCUUGCACAGUUUGAGGCUCAGGCGAAGGCCGAGUUGGAAGCGGCGAAGAAGAUGGCGGAGUCUAUACAGCUCGCGGACGGGGCAGUCGUUAAAUCGACAACUGAGGCGGGUCGCCUGCUGCGCUUGGCUUCACAGAUGGUGGAGGGUAUGGGGCCUGAAGCAGCAGGAGUAAGGAAGGCGAUGCGGAAUAUGGAGCUGCAGCUGUCUCACUUGGUGGCUAGUAGCGGGGCGGAGAUGGAGUCAUCAGUGCGGCACAUCAAGCGAGCAGGGGAGCAACUAGCGGCGCUGACAAAGUCUUUCCAGGAAGGCAUGGAGGAGUUGAAACAGAGACGAACGCUGCUGCAACUCGUUGAAGAAGCCGAAAAGACACUCCAGCUGACUGAAGAUGAGCUUAGAACUAUUGUGGGCUUGGGUUUGGCCUCGGGGCAGAUCCGUAAGGACGCUCAGGCGGCGGAAGCAGCGCAUGACAGCCUGACGCUGCAGCAGCUGCUGCAGCGAGCCGGCGAUAUGUCCUUGAGGGUGGAGGAGGCUGUAGAGGCGGCGAAGGCGCUGCUGGCAGACUUAAGUCUGAGGGUGCAGGCAGUGGAUUCCAUGGUCGCAUCGGUGCAGAGCGAGAGUUUAAAGGCGCGAGGAGUAUCUGCUGCUGAGGGUUUGCGGACGCGAGGGGAGCACCUGCAGAAAAAACUGAAGCACAAGGCGACGCAGGCUUCCGAUGCCAUUGCUGCUGUGAAAGAAGAAGUCAGCCGCCAGCUCGGCCGCACCUUAAGCCAAUACUCUACCGCAAUCAGCGAAGGAGACGCGUGGGUGCGACAAGCAGCGCACCAACACAGGAUGUUGAAUGCUGCGCUACUUGCUCGCACGGAGGAGGCAGCAGCCGCUCGGAAAGCUGCCGAUCAGUUCAAUAAGAUGUUGAUGGAGGACAUUGAGGAGGCCCAGAACAAAGUGACCAGUGGUCAGGCCCAGUGGUCUGACCUCGAGAAACACUACAAGUUCGACUCCCGACGUGCAGCAGCAGAGCGCUAUAUGGAUGACGCUCGGUCUGCUGCUCUAAGGGCUGCUGCUGCCCUCCGCAGUGCAGAGCGCCAAGCGGAAGACUUCUACGGUGAGGCAGGGCAGACCAUUGAGGAUUUGAAAAAGCUGGAGAAGAAGGUGCAGGAGGUGGCAGAGGCGUUCAGACGGCAACAGGAUGGCCUAGUGAAAGAGCACCAACGAUUGGAGGCUGCCGGUGCUGCUGCUGCAGCAGCCGCUGCAGCAGCAGAAGCGGCAGCAGCCCAGAAACGUGCAGAAUCUGCCAGCAAGAUAGCAUCCCGGUUUGCAAGUCAAAGGCAAGAUGUGCACCAGCAGGUGGAAGAGACGAAGGCUGCGCUGGCUGAGAUAGGGAAGAAGUUGCAGCAGCAGCAGCAGCAGCAGCCGCAAGCAAAGCCGGCUAAGGAGGGAACUAGCGUAGAAGAGGGCCUUUCUUCCAAGGAAGUGAUCAACCGAUAUGGCCGCAAAGCCAGUGAGCAUCUUACACACGGUGAGCAACACUUAGAGAGGGCAAAGGAGCUGAAGGCGCAAAUGCAAAAGGUGCAGGGGACUCUAAGUGUUGAUGUGAAAGAGCUGAAGGCCGCUUUGAAGAGAAACUCCAUUCAAGACCGCCUCAAAGAAAGCAGCAGCAGCAGCAAACAGGGGGGUGGUCCUGUGCAGCGGCCAUCGAGCGGAGGGCUGUCGGAGACACUGCAGAGGCGCGUUGUGCACCUUGUAGCUCUAGGAGGGGAGUUGAAGAAGCAAGAAGAGGCAUGUAUGAAGGCACAGCGUGAGGCACAGAAAGCAGCAGCGAACGUCCGUUUAGCAAGCCUGCGUGCAGUGGUCGGAGACGGGCCUCUGGGUAUCAGCGAUAUGGGGGCGCAGGAGCUCCAGACAGUUCUCCAGGAUGCAGACGCUGCAGCAGAAGAUGUGGCCAAGAAGGGUCACCAACUGGAGAAGGAGCUUCAGAAGUUCAGAGACCAGGAGGGAGGCGACGGCGCCCUUGAGCAAAUGCUGGAGGAUGUGCUAAAACAGUUGAGACAGCUGCUCAGUCAUGCAGAUAGUAGGCUCGAAAAUAUAAUGAAGCUCGGAGUCCCGGCGUUUGAAGCUCUUGUGCUCCAAACACAACAGGCAGCAGAAAAUCUGCAUGCUGCGAGACAGAAACAGACUGCAGAAGGGGAGGGGCCUGACGCGGAUUCCGCUGCUGCUGCUGCAGCUGCAGCUGCAGACGCGUUUGCUGCUGGUGAAGGCCGAGCGCGGCAGUUGGGCGAGUUCUUGAGGGGCGAGGCGGAAGACGUGGAGGUUUGUGCGAGCCGCGUAAGCAGUAGCUUGGAUGAACUGAAGGCGUUCUCUGAGAGCAACAAGAUAGUGACCCCAGGGAGCAGCAGCAGCAGCGAAGCGCCAGAUUCGCAGACGACACAUGCGUCUGCCGGCGGGACCUCCCGUCGGCUAAGUGUUGCUGCUGAUAAGAGCACCAGCCCCAGCAGCAAGGCUGCUCCUGCGGUUGUAUCUUUGAGCGAUUUACAACAGACGUCAGCGGACCUCAAGACACGGGCAGGUGAUGCAAAGGCCGGCUUGGAUUCGCGUCUUCAACACCUGGAGGCACUUAGGAAUCUGGGAAAUGAGGCCCCCCCCGCGGUGGCAGCAGCUUCCUACGGUGCGGCAGCGAAGCAGUACUUGACGCCUGAAAGCACAGAGGACACAGCAAGCUCAUCUAUUGCUGCAGAAGCAGGUGCUGCUGCAGGGAAGGGAGACAGCAGCGGCACGAGCGGGGAAGGCGAUGGUUUGGACGAGCCUCAAGAAGAAGAAAGACAAGAAGAGGAGCAAGGAGCAGGAAAGGAAGAGGAGCGAGAAGAAGGUACAUCCAGCCCUAACCUGUACCUCGCUGUGGGUAUAGCGAGCGGGGUGUUGCUGCUGCUGGGGCUCUCGAGUUGCGGGUUCUAUGCACGAAGACAACGCGGGAGGAGACUGAAGAGCCUGAAACAGGGUGCAUCCACCUCCACAGCUAAUCAGCAGGAUCCAGCGGGAGGUGGAGACCUUGCAGGGGAGGCAGGGGCCUUCUCGAGCCCCACAAGAGAUUUCGACGAGGCCACACACGCGGGCGGGGCUGCAGCAGACCAGGAGGAUAUCAGCAGCACGGCGGGACAUGAAGAAGGACAUGAAGAAACCAUGCCUGGUGCCGUAGGAGGAGGCGCUGUGGCGGGGGGAGGGGCGGCCGUCUUUGGGGCAGUUGCAGCUCAAGAGAUUAUGGGAGGAGACUUGGAGAUGGGCGCAGUAGAGACAAGCAGGAGACGCUAUCUUGUUGACGACCAUCACCUCGUUGCAAGAGAGCUCAGUCACAGUCAACCGCCUAGAUGCCGCACUCCUCUGGUAUUUUUCAACUCUUCCACGGUCGCAGGCCCCCAGGUGCAAGGAGCCAUCGCCGCUCCAAGUGUACAGACAGCACGGAUGUGGGAAUCAAGACAGAGAGAGGGCUCUUACAGGGGUCGUUCCGCCUCCCCUACAAUGGGCCAUCAUAAGCAGCAGUACGUGCAGCAGCAGCUGCAGCAGCAACAGCUGCUCCAGGAGCAGGAACAGCAGCAAAGCAAAAGGGCGAGGGAGCUAGAAAACUUGGAGGCAGCCGUCAAGCUCGAGCAGGAAUCCGAGGACUCACAGGCCUCGAGCAGCACCUUGCACCAGAUAUAA
Molecule: messenger RNA, 4284 nt
Organism: Eimeria maxima
Lineage: Eukaryota; Apicomplexa; Conoidasida; Eucoccidiorida; Eimeriidae
Product: myosin heavy chain, putative
Exons: 5
Coding region: 1-4284 (1427 amino acids)
Source: RefSeq, a predicted model, not a curated record